AUGCCAUCCGCAAUCUUGAAAGAAGCAAAACCAGAUGGUCCGCGAAGGGUACCAUUGCGGGAAGCAGACCUCAAGAAUGGGACUUAUUCGGCCCCAGCGCUGCAGAUGGCCCUUGAAGGUCUGCACCAAGAUGGCAUGGUCAUCCUCAAGGAUGUGGUGAACAGAGAGCAUUGCGACAUCUUGCACGAGCAUAUGAGUGCUGAUCGAGAUCGGAUUCUCCGAGAACGCCACGCCGGUGCAAAGGUAUACAAUCAAGGAGUUAAGUCCAAUAUUCUGCAGGCACCCCCUUUCACGAGGCCGGAGUUGCUAUUCGAUGACGUUCACUUCAACCCCUUCGUGGUCCAAGUGAUGAAUGCUUAUCUUGGAGCGAAUCCCAAAUGGAUAAUGUCGACAGGCAACAAUGCGCUCGCAGGAACCGGUGGUCUUCGACAACCCGUACACAAGGACACCAGGUUCCGUCACCCAAAGUGUCCGUUCGUGAUUGUUGCCAACACUGCACUGAAUGACUUCACCCUUGAAAACGGUGCAACAGAAUUCUGGCUUGGCUCCCAUGCGUUUACCGAUGAGCGUGACCAGACUACUGCCACACCAGAGACAGUGUUCGGUAAGCAGAAAGUUGGCACGCCUUCAUGUCCGGUUCGCGAGGAUGUUGUCGAGGCACGUCGGGCCAUCCGGCCACCCGUAAGGGCAACAAUGUCAAAGGGCGACGUGAUGUUGCGAGACUUCCGAUGUUGGCAUGCAGGAAUGCCUAAUGCAACUGAGCAAGAUCGCAUCAUGGUGGCACAGAUAUGGAUGGUAAGAAGAACGUUGUGCUUGACUUCAAUGAUUGCUGACUUUGCCGAGGCGCCGUGGUACCCGAAUUUUGUUACACGCCUAAACUUGCCUCUAUCACAGGCCGAGUUCUUCCAGAGUCAUGCCAACAAGUUGCCGAUGGAGAUCAUGGCAAACUACGUGAGCGAUGAUGCUGUGGAGUUUGACCAACACCGGGACAAUUUCUCUAUGGAACCAAGUCACUAUCUUGACUACUAUGAUACGGCCCCUGAGAAUUAUAGGUACGAGUGA
Molecule: messenger RNA, 1062 nt
Organism: Exophiala xenobiotica
Lineage: Eukaryota; Fungi; Ascomycota; Eurotiomycetes; Chaetothyriales; Herpotrichiellaceae
Exons: 3
Coding region: 1-1062 (353 amino acids)
Source: RefSeq, a predicted model, not a curated record